AUGACGAGGAGUGGUAGUAGUGGUCUAUUAGAUGACGUAAGCUGGGGCGGCCAACUCCUCCCCAUUGGGCGCUCUCAGAUCAAUGUAGAUGAGGACACCGAGGGGUAUGCUAGGUUCAAGGGCAGGUAUCAUGUCUUAGCUGAUGGCGCGUAUACAGAGGACAGCUACGCCGAGGAGGCACCCACCAAAUACCCUCCACAGCCUAUAGACGAGGCCUGUAUGAGUACUAAUAGCAUUGAGGAUGCCGACCUCGUGGCGUCCCUGCCAAAAGCGUAUGAUUUCCGUGAUGAAGUUCCGCAUUUUGGAAAUCUAGAGUCUCAGCAGAUGCUAUGUGGCAGCUGCUAUGCGAUAGGUGCGGUGUCGGCCCUUCAAACUGCCAUUGCUCGGCAGUUCCAACUUCUUGGGAUGGACCUGCCCGACGACUGGGGUCUGUCCGUCCAGGGGGCUUUAUCGUGCGGUUAUGCUUCUCAAGGAUGCAACGGUGGAUUUCCUGGUAUCAUGGCAUUCGACCUGACUGUCCAGGGUGUACCUCGAGCUUCCUGCAUGCCGUAUCAGGGGACUCCCGAAGCUUGUGACCGAUCAUGCUAUAGAGAUUCCACCAAAUUGUGGUAUGCCAAGGAUUUCGCAUACGUUGGGGGCUUCUACGGUCGUUGUAGUGAGGCCCAGAUGAGGCAGCAUAUAAUGCAGCAAGGACCGGUCUCGGUGGCUGUGAAUGCACAGAGCGACCUGCUCCCCAGACCACCUCACAAUAUCACAGGCUUGGAUGCUGGGGUACCCUAUGGGACGGAGCACACAGUAAGGGUGAAGGCCACACGCCUAUUGCCCUCUCCUGGGAAGGAGGUGUUGGGUGCCCAUCUCCUUGUGGACACCAGCGACUUCCGUACGAUUACGAGCUCUAAUCAAGAGCUCAUUGUAAGGGCGGCCUUAGCGAAAGGGGUCACUUCAUGGCCUCAAGUGGCACAAGAGAUCACUCGCGUGCUCAAGUCAACCGGCUUGGGGGAAUACCAGCUUCAUGAACCCCAAUACCUCGGUAUCGAUCAGUGGGAGUACACCAACCAUGCGCUGCUGGUCGUGGGGUGGGGAUCUGAGAUGGAUCACAAGGCUGGCAAGGAGGUGGACUACUGGAUAGCGCGCAACUCCUGGGGCGCCGACUGGGGUCCCAACAAGGAUGGGUAUGUGAAAAUACUCAGAGGGGUUAACUUUGGUGGUAUAGAGUCCCAGGCUGUUGCUAUAACACCAGACCCUUGUAGAGGAGCUUUCAGAGGCAAGUGGCGACUGUAUUUCUUGAAGGGCCCAGUGCCUGACUGGAGGGCUGAUACUGGCGGCAACUUUUGCGGAUAUACAGCUAUUAAUUCUAACAAAGGCAAUCUGGCUGUGGGCCAGAAGAUCGAUGAACUUAUGCGGCGGGAAAGGCCGACUAGUGAGGACUUCAAUGAGAUCCUUGGCAUGUCCGUUGAUGGGGAGCCAAUCGAGAUUGGACUGUCCCUGUCACAGAAGAUGGAAGACAUUUAUGGGGAGAAGGAUGCUCACCACUUGAUGGUGAUGGAUGCGGAUGAUAGCACACUGGAGUUGGGGCAUUGGACCAUGGGCUACGACGAGUUCAUAGUACUUGAUAACUUCCACCACCCUAGAUCUAAUGACAUCCCGAGGAAGAUAGAUUUGUUCGUUCACUACCGGUGUACAGGGGAGAGGGAAUGCGGUGGAGUUGAAGACGCUGAGUCGCCGGAUGGUACAACAGAGGGAUAUGUUUCCUACUGCGGCCGAACGCUUGUUGGCUUCUGGUCCGCGAUUGACGGGUCUAAGCAGGGCUGUGCUUGGGCGAGGAAAGUCGACGCAGAGGAGGCCAAUAAGGUACACAGCUUGGCAGUGUCUCAUAGGGAGGGCGGCUCUGGGCAUGCGACUAAGAUAUUAGCGCCGGAGUUCGCUGUAAUGGAGCCUAUGAGGGACGUGGGGGAGGUCCAGCCUCAUGUGAAGGGGGUCGAGAGCCAACGACAACUGGGCUAUACAGGAAUGAAGGGGAAACGGUAUAAUCUGUAUAGCCCAGAGCAAUCUCCUGAGAGAUUGGAUGGCCCUAUUACUCAAGGCAUGCCGGAUGGGAUACAGGAGAACCCCUCGGAGCGCUCGGAUCGGCACUUGAACUUGUGCCAAACGGAGGAAUUAUUCGAAGCUGAUAAUAUCCUUGCAACCCUUCCUGAGGACGUACGAGCAUCCUACGACUUCAGGGACCAUUACGGAGAUUACGGCAGUCCAGUGAGGAGCCAAGGUCCCUGUGGGGGGUGCUAUGCUAUGGCUAUUGCGGCUGCUGUACAAGGCGCUAUAUACAAGGACUUCAAGGCGAUGGGAAUCCCCAUACCAGAUGACUUUGAACUUUCUCCUCAAGGAAUUAUUUCGUGUAGCUAUACUGCUCAAGCCUGCAAUGGAGGGUUCCCUGGUUCAGUCGGUUUCGACCUACUCGUAACGGGUAUAACAACAGAGCGAUGCAUGCCAUACGUGUCCGGCGAUGGUAGAUGCAAAGCCGAGUGUUUCAAUGAUGAGACGAAAGUGUGGUAUGUCAAAGAAGGCACCUAUAAAGGGGGAUUCUAUGGUCGUUGUAGCAUGGCGAGGAUGAUGCAGCAUGUCUAUGUGCAUGGACCGAUGCAAGUGGCGAUAGAGGCCCCUAAUGGUCUCAAUCCCACACUCUUUAAUGAUGUUGAAAUUUAUGUGGCUAAUGCCCCUAAGGGCUUCAUGGAAGUGCUUAACCAUGUUCCUCUGCGAGAUCAUAAUGUACUCCUUACUGAAAAGGACGAGGCUCUGCUACGGCAUCUGAGCGUGGCACCAGGCAAGCAGCCAGAGGCGGACGGGGACGUACACUUGCGUAUACACGGCUCCUUCGAAGCCGAUAAGGAGACUCUCACCGAGUCGUUGGAGUCUCUCCUCACGAAGUUCGGUAGAGGUUUCCGGAUAGCAAAGGUUGAGGCCAUUGGUUAUGACCAUUGGGGCUACACUAACCAUGCUCUAACCAUUGUGGGUUGGGGAACUGAGACCGAUUCCAACACAGGGAAGGAGCUGCCUUACUGGCUGGCUAGAAACUCCUGGGGUCCCAACUGGGGCCCGUUCGGAGACGGUCAUCUCAAGCUGGAGCGUGGUGUCAACCUUGGGGGCGUGGAGGCUCAAGCGAUGUCGUUCCUUCCGGACCCUUGUCGAGGAAGCUACCGAUAUUAUGUGGACAUGUACAUCGGUAACGGACGAGUGAAUAUAGCCGAUUUACCAGAACAUGUGCGUGUAUGCUACCUUGAAACAUGA
Perkinsus marinus ATCC 50983 is the source of this 3282-nucleotide messenger RNA. Its product is annotated as cathepsin c, putative. Gene Ontology annotation, molecular function: cysteine-type endopeptidase activity. Bases 1 to 3282 code for a protein of 1093 amino acids. Gene Ontology annotation, cellular component: lysosome. The transcript is spliced from 34 exons. Lineage: Eukaryota; Perkinsozoa; Perkinsida; Perkinsidae. The record is from RefSeq and is a predicted model, not a curated record.